Diorhabda sublineata is the source of this 4257-nucleotide messenger RNA. RefSeq names its product protein tolkin-like. Gene Ontology annotation, molecular function: zinc ion binding; serine-type endopeptidase activity; calcium ion binding. The coding region runs from base 586 to 3588 and encodes 1000 amino acids. The transcript is spliced from 11 exons. Lineage: Eukaryota; Metazoa; Arthropoda; Insecta; Coleoptera; Chrysomelidae. The record is from RefSeq and is a predicted model, not a curated record. Gene Ontology annotation, biological process: proteolysis.
GCAGUAGUGUGCAGAGACGGGUCUCUGACUUUUUUUCUAGUAUUCUCUUGUUUUUGAUCUUCAUUAUAAUCUUUUACUUUUAAUACGUGAUCUCAAUUCCUGUGUUAUUUGAUGGAUUCAAAAACAUUAACCAAAUUUUAAAUAUACAGUGGUGUUUUUAAAAAGUUUUUUAAACAUGUUGUGCGUCUUAUGUGUUAUUAUUGGAAAUUUUUUAAGCCGGACCUGCACUUUUGUCUUAAAAUGGCAGCCAUCAUUGGUUUUAUUAUUUUAAAACUGAUCAUAGAAUUCCAUAUUUUAUUUUCCAGGAGUGGAUUUGAGUGGAGCUAACAUCCGAAAAUCAUAAAAAGUCAGUAAUUUCGAAAGGAGUAACUAAACAAAACUUCAAGAUGCAUCUGCUGUCACAACCACGAGAGAGACCAGUGAUCUUUGAACGCGCUGUUGAUAAUAAAUAAUAAUUUAUUGGCUACUUGACGUUGCUACAGUCGUGAGGAGGUUCGAAUUCAAAAAGGCAUGUGAAAUAAACAGAAAGUUUCGCUUAUUAAUUUUUUUCUGUGAUAAAACCGUUUACAAAUAUAGUGUUAAACAAUGUUUUCAAUUAUGUGUAGAAUUCUAGUUACUUUUUAUGUUUUACAUACCAUGACAGUGUUCAGUACUGUAUUAGUGGAGAAGAAAGAAAACUGGUGGUCAUUUUCACCACAUUCAAAAUAUACAAUAGAUGAAUUGAUGAAUCAAGUGUUUCCAAAGAAGUCCUCAAAUGACGAAGACUUAGAUCCAUGUAAAGCAGGUCCAUUCUUAGGGGAUAUAGCAAUAGGAGAAGGUGGAAAAAUCCCUGCCAGAAUGCGGAGGACUAUUAAUAAUCAAAAGUUUCCCAUAGAUCCGCCCGUACAUGAAUUCGAACCAAAUUUUGAUUUAAAGAGAAAGAGCACUGCCAGCUACGAAAAACGUCGAUUUACUAGAGCAGCAACUGCCAGAAAAGAAAGAGUUUGGGAUUAUGGAGUAAUACCGUACGAAAUAGAUGGAAAUUUCAGUGGAUUACAUAAAGCUCUAUUCAAGCAGGCAAUGAGGCAUUGGGAAAAUUUUACAUGUGUAAAAUUUGUUGAAAGGAUCAGGGAUGAACAUCAAAAUUACAUCAUUUUUACAGAAAAGCCAUGUGGAUGCUGUUCUUUUGUAGGAAAAAGAGGUAAUGGGGGUCAGGCUAUUAGUAUAGGAAAAAACUGUGAUAAGUUUGGAAUUAUAGUGCACGAACUCGGACAUGUUGUUGGUUUUUGGCAUGAGCAUACAAGACCUGAUAGAGACAGACAUGUUAACAUUAUUAGAGAAAACAUAAUGAGUGGUCAAGAGUAUAAUUUCAAUAAACUAAGUGACGAAGAAGUGAAUUCAUUGGGUGUACCAUACGAUUAUGAUUCUAUAAUGCACUAUGCUAGAAAUACAUUUUCAAAGGGGACUUACUUGGAUACAAUUCAACCUAUCGAUGUACCUGGAAGAAAACGUCCUGAAAUCGGUCAAAGAAUUAGACUUAGCGAAGGAGAUAUUGCUCAAACAAAUCUUCUUUAUAAGUGUCCUAAAUGUGGACGUACUUAUCAAACUAAUUCUGGUACUUUCUCUCCUCCAAUUUACAUGGAAAGUGCACCAAAAGACGAUAUACGCUGUGAAUGGCGAAUUACGGGAACUCAUGGGGAGAAAAUCGUACUCAACAUCACUAAUCUCGAUAUAGCAAAAUCACAAGAUUGUAAAACUGAUUACAUAGAAAUUAAAGAUGGAUACUGGCACAAGUCACCCACAUUGGGAUUAUUUUGUGGUACAGGUCAAUUUCCUUUAAUAAAAUCUACUGGAAGUAGAAUGCUGAUUACGUAUGUGUCCAAAAAUCCUAAGGGACACAAAGGUUUCACUGCUAGUUAUGAAGCUAUAUGCGGUGGUGAUCUCGUUAUUGAGUCCGAAGGUCAUUUGGAAUCGCCUAAUUAUCCAGAAGAUUACCAGCCAAAUAAAGAAUGUAUUUGGAAAAUCACGGUUCCCAAAAGUCACCAAGUCGCUCUCCGUUUUCAGUCUUUUGACGUAGAAAACCACGACAGUUGUGUUUACGAUUACGUGGAGAUUCGAGAUGGUUUCAUGCCUGAUAGUCCGAUACUGAAAGUUUAUUGUGGGCACAAAGUACCUCCAGAUGUAAUAACCUCGUCAAAUCAAAUGUUGGUUAAGUUUGUAUCUGAUGGUUCGGUACAGAAAACUGGAUUCUCGGCUAUUAUAAUGAAAGAAUAUGACGAGUGUUCUAGAAGUGAUCAUGGCUGUGCGCAGCAGUGCAUAAAUACAUUGGGAAGCUAUAUCUGUACAUGUCAGAUAGGAUAUGAACUUCAUUCCGAUGGAAAACAUUGUGAAGAUGCUUGCGGAGGAAUAUUCACCGUACCUAAUGGUACUAUAACAUCUCCAUCAUUCCCCGAUUUAUACCCACUUAACAAAAAUUGUGUAUGGGAAAUAGUGGCCCAUCCACAAUACAAAAUUACCUUAAAUUUUACCCAUUUCGAUUUAGAAGGUAACUUCAAUACCCCGCAGCCACUCCAGCAAUGUGAAUAUGAUAAAGUAGAAAUUUACAGUAAAAUAAAAGAAGAAAAACUGAAAAAACACGGAUCGUACUGUGGACCUAAAGCUCCAGCACCGAUAACAUCUGAAGGAAAUGUUAUGAGAAUAAUAUUUUCAUCCGAUACCAGCGUACAAAAAAGUGGAUUUGCAGCAGUUUUUUUCACAGAUAUGGAUGAAUGUUCGGUUAACCAUGGAGGUUGUGAACAUGAAUGUGUAAAUACUCUCGGAGCUUACAUAUGCACAUGUCACAAUGGAUACACACUAGCUCAAAAUGGUAAGGACUGCAAAGAAGGAGGCUGCAAAUAUGAAAUUUCCACUCCGUAUGGUACAUUGGGAAGUCCAAAUUAUCCUGAUUACUACCCACCCAAAAAGGACUGCGUUUGGCAUUUUACUACCACCCCUGGACAUAGAAUUAGAAUAGCUUUCCAAAUAUUCGAAUUAGAACCGCAUCAAGAAUGUUCAUACGACCAUGUAGACUUUUAUGACGGUCCAUCUCCUGAGUCACCGUCGUUGGGAAGAUUAUGUGGAUCUAAGCUGCCUCAUCCCAUAGUAGCAUCAGGAAACCAGAUGUAUAUGACUUUUAGGUCAGAUGCUUCUGUACAAAGAAAAGGUUUCUGGGCUUCACAUUCUACAGUUUGUGGCGGAAUAUUAGAAGCGACAUUUGAGAAACAACAUAUUUAUUCCCAUCCUAAAUUUGGCAGUGCUAGUUACGACAAUAGAGCUGACUGCGUUUGGACAAUAGAAGCACGAGGAGGUUAUAACGUUAAAUUAUCUUUUUUAACUUUUGACAUCGAAGAUGAAAAAGAAUGUGAGUACGACUAUGUUGAAAUAUUCAGUGGAAUGGAUUCAAGUGGUCUUUCAUACGGAAAAAGCUGUGGAACUAAGAAACCUUUCGACAUCAUUUCCACACAUGAAGCUUUACUGGUUAUAUUCAAAACGGACGAAACGCUUGUCGGCAAAGGAUUUAGUCUUGUAUAUGAAGCAGUUGAAGCUUCAACCAGUGAAGAAGAAAUAUGAAUAAACUAAGAUGAAAAUUGCAAUUGGUAUACGACGUGAUAACAUCAAGACGUGUAUGAUGGCUAAACCGGUUUUGUUUGUGUGUACCUGUGAAAUACUAAAAUCAGCUUCUGUUAAAAAUAUAACGAGAAACAUAUGUAAACAGUGGUUCUCAAAAUUAUCGAGAUUUCUUUAAGUGUGUUUAAAGUUUUGGACUGUUAGAUUUUUGUAAGAUCAUUUUAUAGCCAUCCUCUUUCACUUCACGAUAUUUGUUAAAUGUGUAUUUGAAAUGUUUGUUAGUAUUUACUAUGAGAUGUGUAUGUGGGAUUCAUAUAAAAGCUCAAAAUAAAUCAGUGUUCCAAUAUAUUAAGAGCAAUAUCAGAUAGUUUAGUUAUUAUGAACAAUAAUGCAUUUCCUGAUAUACCAAUUCACUCAUUAAUAUUAUUGAAAGCAAUAAAAGUGAAAAGCAAAAGUUUUAGAAAAACUGUAUAAUAUUGUUUUUUCAAAUUGUUCUUAAUGUGUAUAUAUUUAUUUAUUAUCAUUUCUUAUUCUCAUGAAAAGACGUAUACUAUUAAACUCAUGUUGAUGAAUUUUUGUUUAGUUUCCAUACUUUCCGGUUAAAAGUUUUCUUCUUAUGGGCAUAAGAAAAUGAGAAACACCGUUAGAAACAGUUUAAAUAAAUAAGAAAAA